Messenger RNA from Thyridium curvatum, 1464 nucleotides. RefSeq lists its product as uncharacterized. Lineage: Eukaryota; Fungi; Ascomycota; Sordariomycetes; Thyridiales; Thyridiaceae. Bases 1 to 1464 code for a protein of 487 amino acids. The transcript has a single exon. The record is from RefSeq and is a predicted model, not a curated record. Gene Ontology annotation, molecular function: sarcosine oxidase activity; flavin adenine dinucleotide binding.
AUGGCGACUCCGACCAAAAAUGAUGCCAUUAUCAUCGUCGGCGCGGGCGCCUUCGGCCUCAGUACUGCCCUCGCCCUCGCCGAGCGUGGCUACGUGAACGUAACUGUGUUCGACAAGCAGCUGUACGAUGAGACGCAAUACUCCUAUUUCAAAGGGAGCGACGCCGCCUCAGCUGACAUCAACAAGAUUGUCCGAGCUGCAUACGGUGGCCAGACCAUCUACCAAGAGCUCUCGUUCGAGGGUAUCGAGGGCUGGAAAGCCUGGAACGAUGAGCUCGCAAGCGGGCGUGUCGUACCACCGGGAAUGUCAUCGGCGGAGACGAUUUUCUACCCUCACGGUAAUCUGGUUAUGACCGACACAGAAGAGCUGUUGCCCUUCGAACGAGACACGAUCGCCAAUAUGGAAAGGUCAGGCAACAAGGACACCCAGCUUAUUGCGGGUGAUGCACGGCACGAGGAGAUUGCCCGCCAGAAGGGUCUGGCGUUUGCCAUGGACCCCUUUAGGCGAAGGGCAAGGGGUCAAAGGCACACGGCGCUUCUCGACUCGACGGGCGGCACGGUACUUGCAGACAAGGCCUGCCGCUUCGCCCUAUGCAAAGCGCGCAGCUUGGGGGUCAAGUUCGUCUUUGGGCCGGCAGCUGGAGCUUUCCUGUCGCUUAAUCGAACCCCGGGUUCUAUCAACAGAAUACUCGGCAUCACGACACAGGACGGAAAAGUUCACACUGCAGCGUUCACGAUCAUUGCUUGCGGAUGUUGGACGCCUACGCUCCUUCCUCAGCUCGACGGCUUGUGUGAAGCCACAGCUGGGUCAGUCGUGAUCUUUAAAAUUCCCAAGAGCUCCCCACUGUACGACCGCCUGGAUCCCGAGAACUUCCCCUCCUGGCAGUGGAACAUGCGAAGAGGGGCAGAAGGUGGUCUCUAUGGCUUCCCUCGGGACUCAAACGGCCUGCUCAAGAUCGGCUACCGGGGCACCAAGUACACGAAUCCAAAGGUGCAAUCUGAUGGCAAGGAGCGCAGCGUGCCGAUUACAAGGUGGUCCAAGAGCGAGCCUCUCACUACAAUCCCCGUCCAGGCGAUGAAGACCAUUGAUCGAUUCGUUGAUAGCCACUUACCAGAGCUACGCGCCGAGGGCAUCAAUGUCGAGACGACCCGCGCCUGUUGGUACACCGACAGCUACGAUAACCAUCUCGUCAUCGAUCGUGUCCCGGACACAGAGGGGUUGAUGGUUGCGACAGGAGGCAGUGGUCACGCGUUCAAGUAUAUGCCAUGUAUCGGCAAAUGGAUCGUGGAUGUCAUGGAGCGGGUAGAUCUGAACCGGCCAGCCAUCAAAGCUUGGCAGUGGAGAUCAUUGAAGGCGAAUGAACAGCCUUUUAACGUGCUGAUGGAGGGAAGCAAGGGCAACAGGGCGCUUGGGAACGUGUCCCUUGUCCACGGGAUCAAGGGACAAGAAAGAGCGAGGCUCUAA